Molecule: messenger RNA, 3711 nt
Organism: Serpula lacrymans var. lacrymans S7.9
Lineage: Eukaryota; Fungi; Basidiomycota; Agaricomycetes; Boletales; Serpulaceae
Exons: 9
Coding region: 1-3711 (1236 amino acids)
Cellular component (GO): intracellular membrane-bounded organelle
Molecular function (GO): phosphatidylinositol binding
Source: RefSeq, a predicted model, not a curated record
AUGCAUCGUUUGGCCAGUAAAAAGGUGCUUUUUGCUGUUGCAUUUGUGGCCAUUCUUAUUCCGGCCACUUUCCAUGCAAUAUCCUCCCCCGCCGUGUUCAUACUUGUUUUACCACUCACUCUGGUCCUUGCUGCGGUUGCGUAUUUGCCAUCGACUGUCUUUCUAGGCUACAAGCUCGAUGCGCGACGGAAGAUCCAAGGGAAUGUCCUCUCUCGUGCUUCUCGACCUUUCUCAUUUUGCACGCCGGCUGCAUGGCAAGCCGUCCUAACACGCUCAGAAUGGUCCCAGAAUUUGCCGCAGUCCUUACCCUCUGUGUACCCAGCAAUGCCAACCGCAUCUUCUGCUCUUAACGAUAUCAUGAUCUUCAUUGUACGCGACUUUGUACUGGCAUGGUACAAGGACCUCUCGUCCUCCCCAUCUUUCCCCACAGCCGUUUCAUCUGUACUCCACGACUCUGUGGAACGUUUGGUCCAUCAAAUAACUGUCGUGGAUCCUUCCGCUCUUCUCGUCAUGCGCAUAUUACCCAUGGUCACUGCUCACAUCGAGCAGUUUCGCCAGGCCGAGAUAGCUCUUCUUGAGACUGGCUUAGGACGACGCCUACGGCAAUCAGAGGAGGUAGAUAUGCUACUAGCUAGCAAGUACGCAACAAUCGCUGGAGGAAAGCUGCAUCCAGCUGUGGAAAAUCUCUCGUCUACUUUCACGCGGCAAAGUGAAGAGAUGCAUCUGAGAGAAACGAUCGACAAAGCUCUUUCUAGCCUUCUUCCUGAGAGAGAAUGUCAAAGCAAGGCGGUCAGGGUAGUAGUAAGGGAAAUUUUAGCAUGUGCAGUCUUUUACCCGAUCAUGGACAUCAUCUCAGAGCCCGAUUUUUGGAAUCGUAUCAUAGACCAAGUGGCAGGUGCUGCUAUACAUCAACAAAGGCUUAUAUCCCGAGUUCGAAACGUCUUAGAAGCCCAAUCACCAUCUCGCCAUAGCCGUCACUCCUCGUUUACCGAUCCUCUUACAGAUUCCGAUGUUGUCAACACUGUCCACCAAGUCGAGAAGAUUGCUAAUAAUAUUGAUAAUUGUUUAUCACUACCGGACGCUCAAAGGCUGAAGGAUGAUAUUGUGGAAGAAAUUAGCAAAACAAGAUUACUCUUAGUCAGCCCCAACAAGAAAGAACUGGAUCAUGGUAAAAAUACCGAGGAUAUUAUAUUUUUCCUGGAUCGACUUCACGCUGCAAGGCGGAAGGUAGAGAAGCGAAUAUCUGUGCUAGGUAGCGACGGAUACUCGAUGUCACCCGACUCUUAUGACGCUGGAAUUAGGACUCGGUUGACGCUUCGCGAAGUGCUGAAAACCCCUAAUCUUGUACCCUUCUUCAUGGAAUUCAUGGAAUCUCGCCACCGUUCUGUACUCGUCCAGUUCUGGCUCACCGUCGAAAGCUUCAGGCACCCACUUGAGCCUACAGACUCAACCUCGGAGGCUGAUGAUUAUUUUAUCCAAAAUUCAUCAAGCCCAUAUGUUCUCAAGGACGAUAUUUCCAUGAUCAAAAACCUUUAUUUUUCCACUUCAGAGCUUCAUCCUUCUUUAUCCAUCAUAUCGAAGGAAUAUGUUGAUACUGUCCGUUCAUCUGCGAGCGGCACACUUCCACUUUCCCCCACAACGGAGAGGAAGGUACAUCGAAGUAUCAUAUCAGCUCAGAGGCAAGUCGAGCAAGAGAUGGAACAUGACUAUGACGAGUUUGCAAGAUCAGACCUGGUUCAGGAUAUCGAAUUUUCCAAUCUGGAAACAUCUCGGCCGUCAUCGUUCAAGUUGACAUCAGAAGGGCUAUCCAUGCCAUCCUCGUCAGCCAAAGCCCCUCCUUCCGUGCUCCUAGAUUCCAGUUCUACAUCAAAGUCAUUGCUCCAAGAUUUCGAGGUUUCGCGCCAAGGUAUGCCAAGGGCAGCAUCAGCUUCCCUUACCUCACCGACCACUCCGAGCCCCAACAUAAACUCUCUUUUCUCCCCUGCUUCUGAUUCAUCGUCCGAGAAUUCGCGCCCCCCUCUGUUUGAUGGCUCUGACGAAAUAUACUCAAAUACUGAUGAGUCACGAAGAAUCGAAACUAUUCGAGCCGCUGUGACAGAUAUUAUAGCUACGGACCAGCAACAAGCUCAAUGGUCGCACGCUAGGGCCGGGAGCAGUUCAAAAUCCUUGGACGCCUCUCCGCGUUCGCGUAUUAUAGGAACACAGCGGAAGGGAAUGUUUGAUGACGACGACGAUAACGAUAAUGAUGACGCUGACGAUGACAAUGAAGAGAUACCUAGCGACGAAGGGGGUAGUCACAACAAACAUGAAAGGGGUUCCAAUGCUGAACAACGAUCUUUUCAACUCGCUGGUCCGGGAGAUUUGCAGCUUUCGUAUGAAAUAGCUCGACUUGAAGAUAAAACAGCGCGUUUAGAAGCUCAGGAUGCGAUGCUAAACACCUUAAUCAAGAAAGCAGAACUCACAGGCGAUAUUCGGGAACUUAAACUGCUUCAAAAAUCCAAGUCUUCUCUCAGUCGAGACCUUAGAGAACUUCGAUUCCAAAAGACACAGUAUGAGCAACAGGAAUCGGCAAACCGUCUUAUCUCGAAUCGCACCGGUAUAAUGAUUGUUAACUCCACCGUAGGUGAAGAAGGGGGCAAAUCUGUUGUUCGUUACCUAGUCGAAGUCCAACAACGAGCCUUGGACGGUACCUUUGCAUCUGGCUGGGUUGUGGCUCGACGAUACAAUGAAUUCCUAAGUAUGCACAAUAAACUCCGGGACCGAUAUCCAGCAAUAAGAAAUCUGGACUUUCCUGGGAAACGGCUGGUCACUACACUUUCUGGCACUUUUGUAGAUGCCAGAAGACAGGCUCUGGAGAAGUACAUGCAGAAUCUGAUCGCCAUUCCCGAAGUCUGCGAAGGGGAUGAGCUUCGCGCUUUCCUAUCCCGGGAGUCGCCUUUCAUGGCAUCAGGACUUCAAGGAAAUAGGACAUCAGGGCCAUCAUCCAUGUCAAGGACGAGUCUUGUGCGUACGGUUUAUCGUUCCGUUACAGAGAGCAUAGACGACAUGUUCUUUGGUACCUCUAUGCUGGACGUAAUGGUCCAGCGCCUGACCAAACAGGUGGCAGAGGUUGUUGGGAUCAUUGGUUCUGCGGUCAACGACGAAGACUUCGUCGCGCAAACUUUGAAGGGAUUUGGGAAGACCAAUUCAGCGGCCACGUUCAUGCAUAUGCCUGGGGACCUGAAGCCUUUAGAGGGCGAAACGAGUACCUCGACAUUUUCGGCGCCAAUUUGUGACUUAAUCCUGACAGUCUUCGACUUGAAUAAGAAGAACAAUUGGCUUCGUCGCCAAGCCAUUGUCAUUAUAUUGCAGCAGGUGCUUGGUGAUACCAUUGAACGUAAAUUACGAGAUGUUGUGAAGUCCUUGCUAGAGGAAAGUCAUGUUAUGGUGGUUAUAAACUUCCUUCGGGAUACUAUCUGGCCUGGAGGACAAUUAAAACCUUCUGGGCAACCUCGCACUGCUGAAGAAAAGCUCCGCAGUCGCGAUGAAGCUAAUCGCAAAUUAUCUGCCCUUGUUCCCGACCUUGCAGCGAAUAUGAUAGGUCGCUCCAAUGUUCGUGGCGGGGCAAGUCUCGUUUUUGCUGCACUUCAAAACCGCCGACUGAAUCAACACCUUGCAUACACAAUCGUGGAUGAGAUCAUGGCUUCAAUGUUUCCAGCCGAACCAUCGUGA